AUGGAUCCAUCAUCGUCGGAUCAGCAGCAAUUAUUAGAGGCACUUGAAAAUAAUACUCUCGACAUUAUUGAUAAUUUAAAUCAAUUAUCCAUCAUGAUAGAAAUAUAUGACCCGAAAGAAACAAAACCUCAUUGGUUUGAAAAGAUUGAAAAAUUGGAUCAACAAUACACAGACUUGUUGUCUUUGUGUCAUUCCAAUGCCACCAUGCCUCUCAUGCAAGAACAAUAUCCAUACGAGGUAUUGCAAGUAAUUGAUAAGAAUGAAUCACCAGAUCAAUAUCUUCAAACUGUAAAGAAAAAGUCACAACAGAGAAUCGAGUUUGCAAAUGGUAAAAAAUCUGCUGUUGACCAAUUGCGAAAUGUUUUGCGAACAGAAUUAGAAAAACAUUUUCCUGAGACCACUGAGAAUGUGGUCAAAAAGGAAUAA
Messenger RNA from Naegleria lovaniensis, 426 nucleotides. RefSeq lists its product as uncharacterized. Gene Ontology annotation, cellular component: mediator complex. NCBI's taxonomy places the organism in Eukaryota, Heterolobosea, Eutetramitea, Acrasida, Naegleriidae. Gene Ontology annotation, molecular function: transcription coregulator activity. The transcript has a single exon. The coding region runs from base 1 to 426 and encodes 141 amino acids. The record is from RefSeq and is a predicted model, not a curated record. Gene Ontology annotation, biological process: regulation of transcription by RNA polymerase II.